Messenger RNA from Diatraea saccharalis (sugarcane borer), 318 nucleotides. The record is from the annotation of a GenBank genome assembly. Lineage: Eukaryota; Metazoa; Arthropoda; Insecta; Lepidoptera; Crambidae.
AUGUUGCAGUCUAGUAUAGACGAGUUGGAUCCUGAGAUAGGUCGUGAUCGUCGUUCGUCAGCAUCUAGUGAAGCGGGCGACGUUAUCGCUAGGGAGACAAGACGCGAUCGAGAACUAUUGGACAGAUUACGGGAAGAGAAUGAACGACUCAAGACGUUUGCUAGUCAGCAACGUGAACAUAUCGACGAGUUGAGUAGUGAAGGCGCACGGUUACGAUCGGAACUGGCGGCGGCGCGGAUACGACGCGACAUCGCAUCGCAGCCGCUCCGGCCCCGCACCGCGCCCGCGCACGACCAUACACUGUUUGUGCCAAAAUAA